GGAAGAUGGCGGCGCGGGGCCGGUGGCGGGCAGCGCUGGCGCUGCUGACCGUGAACCCUGGGCUGGGCGGGACGAGGGCAGAGCAGAUGGAGGAACCACCUCAAGCGGAACAUUCCCUCUCCAAACCCCUACCAGGGUGAGCGGGGGGUGUGGGCUCGUCCAGCUCGGGGCUGUGGGACCUGCUGGGCAAUGCCAUGGUGAUGACCCAGUACAUCCGCCUGACCCCCGAUGUGCAGAGCAAGCAGGGAGCUGUCUGGAACCGAGUGCCCUGUUACCUCCGGGACUGGGAGAUGCAGGUGCACUUCAAAAUCCAUGGGCAGGCCAAGAAGAACCUGAACGGGGAUGGUUUUGCCAUCUGGUACACCAAGGAUCGAAUGCAGACAGGACCUGUCUUUGGAAGCAAGGAUAACUUCCUGGGCCUGGGAGUGUUUGUGGACACCUACCCCAACGAGGAGAAGCAGCAGGAGGCUCAGAAGAGGAGGUACAGCCCAGGAAAUCAGCGUGUCUUCCCCUACAUCUCAGCCAUGGUCAACAACGGGUCCCUCACCUACGACCACGACCGGGACGGGCGCCCCACGGAGCUGGGGGGCUGCACGGCCAUGGUGAGAAACCUCAACCACGACACCUUCCUGGUCAUCCGCUACGUCAAGAGGAGGCUGACGGUUUUGAUCGAUAUUGAUGGGAAGCACGAGUGGAGGGACUGCAUCGACGUGCCGGGCGUGCACCUCCCCCGGGGCUACUACUUUGGGACUUCUUCUGUCACUGGGGACCUUUCAGACAACCAUGACAUCAUUUCACUGAAGCUUUACCAGCUGACAGUGGAGCGGACGCCCGAGGAGGAGAAGAGGGACAGGGAGGUGUAUCUGCCAGUUGUGGACAACCUGAAGCUGCCAGGAAUGGAGGCACCACUGGAGCCCAUGAGUGGCCUGGCUCUCUUCUUAAUUGUCUUCUUCUCCCUGGUGGCCAUCGUGUUUGCCAUUGUCAUCGGAGUCAUCGUCUACAACAAGUGGCAGGAGCAGAGUCGGAAACAUUUUUAUUGACCUUGGACACCUCCCCCCUGCCCCGGGCUGGCCCAUUGCUAGUCCUUGCUAGCCACAGCCCAACUCCCACCCAUCCCAGAGUGUGAUGGAUCCACCCUCAGGGCAGGCAGGGACCUCAUGUCUCCUCACAAGCCCUUCACAAGGCUCCCCAGGGGCCUGGGGUGGGCUGGGAGCUCAGCACCCUGGGGACAGACUUUUUCCUGAAGGGAUUUUGUCUGUGACUUUGUUCCAAGGCCCUGCCGUGCCAGGGGGUGGUGGUGGUGGCAGCUCCUGCCCUACAGGGAGCCCCAGAAAUGGCCACUUCAGGUGGAGAAUCCCACCCAAGGGACACCAGACUCCUCUGGGAGUGUGACCCUCAACCUCUUGUCUCAAACGAGUUUCCAGGAAGAACUUUCCAGGCUGGUCAUCCUGCUCCAGCUGCUUCCCAUCCCCUGGCUCUGGAGACCAGGCUGCUUUUCCUUGGGACUUGGAAUGACCCCACCACCCUCCUGCCUCUCUCUGUCCUUCUGAUGCCCAAGAUCUGGGGCUUGGGGGCAGGGAAUGUUCCUGCUUGUCACUGAGGUCUGGGGUUUUGGGACAGAUAUCACCAACGUUUGGUGUUUCAGGACAGAAGAUACCACCAAGUUUUGUGUUUUGGGCAGAGGGUGUCCCUGCUUGUCACCAAGAUUUGGUUUGGGGUAGGGAGGGGGGAUGACCCUCCUCAUCACUGAGGUUUGCUGUUUCAGGGUGUAGGAGGUGUUGCCAAGCUUUGGGGUUUUUGGGCAGGAGAUGUCCCUGCUUGUCACCAAGGUUUGUUUUGGGGCAGGGGAUGACCCUUCUUAUCACCAAGGUUUGGUGUUUCAGGGCAGGAGAUGGCACCUAGGUUUGGUGUUUUGGGGCAGAGGAUGCUGGUGGCAGCACAACAAUGGGAGCUGGGCACCCCCUGGCCACCCACUCCCCCUCACCAAUCCCCCCCAAGGCCAGCCCUUUUCUGCACCCCCCAAUUUGAGGUGCUCCCCUGGGUUCCCUGUUUUCCAGAACCAUUUGCUGCUGCCUCGGGGGGCUCAGCCCCUCUCCCCCCACCCAGCAUGCCUCUCCUGUGCCUUGCAUGUCGUGUCCUGGCUCCCCCAGCAGCUUGUCCUUCACCCCCUGAGAGAGCUCCCAGGAGGAGCUGAGCAACUCCAGGAUCUCCCAAGGAGGAGCUGAGCAACUCCAGGAUUUCUCCAGGGAGCUGAGCAACUCCAGGAUCUCCCCAAGGAGCUGAGCAACUCCAGGAUCUCCCCAAGGAGGAGCUGAGUGAUUCUGGGACCUCUCAGAGCUGGAGCUCUUGCUGCCUUUCAUGCAGUCAGAUUUUAUUCCUACCUCAAUGCGUUUGGUCAAUGAUUUCUCUUGGGUUUCUCUCCCUGGUUGUCACAGCCACCACUUCCCCUAGGGACAGGGGCACAGGGUCCCAGGACAGGGAGAUAUUAGGUCAGUUUGUCCCAAGGAGGAGUCUUGGUGGCUUUGGGAACAUCAAGAUGGCAAAUUUCCCAGCUUCAUCCUUGGGCUCACCUUCUUCACCACCAUCCUGAGGAGCUGUGUCCUCACCCUGCAGCUUCCCAAGAUGCUCACAGUGGAGACAAAUCCCCUUGGGGGUUCUGGUGGGGUACGGGGAGGGGACAUGGACACAUUGAUGCUGUCACCAGGGUGGGUUGGAGCUUUUUUCGAAGUGCCCAACAGUGGUUGUGGUGUGAGAGAUUUUUUUUUUCUUCUGGUGUUUUGCCUUUUUUUUGCCUUUUUUUUUUUGUUUUUUUGGGUUUUUUUUUUUUUGCCUGAUAAGCAGCAGGGGAACGUGCACCUCUCCCUGGAGCUGUAACGUGUCACAGAAUAAAUGUAUGUGUGUGUGUGUGA
Calypte anna (Anna's hummingbird) is the source of this 2909-nucleotide messenger RNA. RefSeq names its product lectin, mannose binding 2 like (gene LMAN2L). Lineage: Eukaryota; Metazoa; Chordata; Aves; Apodiformes; Trochilidae. Gene Ontology annotation, molecular function: D-mannose binding. Gene Ontology annotation, biological process: endoplasmic reticulum to Golgi vesicle-mediated transport; Golgi organization; endoplasmic reticulum organization. Gene Ontology annotation, cellular component: endoplasmic reticulum-Golgi intermediate compartment; Golgi membrane; endoplasmic reticulum membrane. The record is from RefSeq and is a predicted model, not a curated record.